AUGAGCCCCAGGAACAGACCACAGGGGUGGGUGGAGCAUGUCUUCCGGGGCAAGGAUGGACCUCCAUCCCCCAUCUUUAAGGAGGACAGUGGAGUGUGGUUAGUUCAGGGUCCCAUCUGGGUCCAGACUCGCCCUCUCUCCUCCCUAGCGCUGACACAGACCCCCGACAUCCAACUGAACGAGCCCCUGGAGUCCGGCUGGCCUGGCCACCUGACGUGCUCCGUGCGGGGCGCCUGUUUCGAGUUGAUGCCACCCAUCAUCUCCUGGAUGGGGGCUGCCCUGGGAGCCCCGGGCCUGGACUUGAGGGCCUGUCACUCCUCGGAGAUCUCACUCAGCCCCCGCCCGCAGGACCAUGGCACCAACCUCACCUGUCGGGUCACCUUCCCCAGGGCUGGCGUCAGCACCGAGAGGACACUCAGGCUCAGUGUCUCCUAUGCUCCACAGAACCUGACCAUCAGCAUCUUCCGAGGAAAUUGCACCAGUACGAGGGGCGUCCCCUCCCCAAGGCUGGGAUGGGAGCAGCAACCCUCCGGCCACACUGAGCUGGGCCAAGGGGAGCCGGACCCUGAGCCCCUCCAGGGCUCAAAGCCUGGGGUCCUGGAGCUGCCCCCGGUAGAGUCGGGGCAUGAAGGCGAAUUCAUCUGCCGAGCUCAGCACCCUCGGGGCUCCCUGCGCCUCUCCCUGCAUGUCUCUGUGCAGAGUGAGUGUGGGAGGAGGGAAAGCACCCAGGGAGGGGACACCUGGGUCCUGGGGAGGGCAGAGGCACUGCUGACCUUCUCCUCCCUCCCCAUAGACCGCCCCCCCCAGCUGCUGGGACCCUCCUGCUCCUGGGAGGAUGAGGGUCUGCACAGUGUCUGCUCAUCCCGAGCCCACCCGGCCCUCUCCCUGCGCUGGUGGCUGGGGGAGGGUCUGCUGGAGGGGAACAGCAGCAACGCCUCCUUCACGGUCACCUCCAGCUCCACUGGGCCCCGAGCCAACAGCUCCCUGAGCCUCAGAGGGGGACUCAGCUCUGGCCUCAGACUCAGCUGCAAGACCACGAAUGUCCACGGGGCCCAGAGCGCCACUGUCCUGCUGCUGCCAGGGAAGCCUGAGCUUGGGGAAGGAUUCGUUACAGGGGCUGUCACAGGAGCUGGUGUUGCUGGCCUGCUCAGUCUCUGCACCUGUCUCCUCUUCCUCAUAGUGAAGAUCUGCAGGAAGGUGGCACCUGAGGCGGCAGCUGGUGAGGAUAAGCCCUCCAUGCUGGGUCCUCUCUCCCCGGUGAGUGAUGAGCUCUCUGUCCAUCGGGAUCCCAUCUGGCCACCUCCCCACGGCCACAUUUCUCUUGAUGACUUAAAUGAUCAUCAUGCCAUAAAUAGGCUUUUGCACUUGGGUCCCCAUCAACUCAGUCACCAGGUCCAGCGACCCAGGAGUCACCCUCCCCUCUGCUCUCCAUCUCCUCUCACAGAGCCAAGGACCACCACGCCUGUCCAUCUCACUGGUUACCAACGUGAGUGUCCGCCAGACAGCCCCCUAGACCACCUGCCCCCAGCUGUGGCCGCCCCCGCCUCGAGAGAGGAGCAGGAGCUCCAUUACGCCUCCCUCAGUUUCCACGAGCUGAGGCCCCGGGAGCCUCGGGACCAGGAGGCCACCAGCACCACCGAGUACUCCGAGAUCAAGAUCCGCAGAUGA
This is a messenger RNA of Ceratotherium simum simum (southern white rhinoceros), 1668 nucleotides long. Lineage: Eukaryota; Metazoa; Chordata; Mammalia; Perissodactyla; Rhinocerotidae. The record is from RefSeq and is a predicted model, not a curated record.